Messenger RNA from Apis cerana (Asiatic honeybee), 1711 nucleotides. Its product is annotated as lysosomal acid phosphatase. Lineage: Eukaryota; Metazoa; Arthropoda; Insecta; Hymenoptera; Apidae. Gene Ontology annotation, molecular function: phosphatase activity. The record is from RefSeq and is a predicted model, not a curated record. Gene Ontology annotation, biological process: dephosphorylation.
GAUACAUUGCACAUUCUUUCUACCGACAUGUGUAUUUAAUGUGUUGUUUUAAAAAAUAUAGACAUUGAUUUUCCACCUAAUUAUUAGGAAUUAUCGCGCGUGUUUUUGUUUUUAUCAAAAAAUUGAUAAUCGAUUUGUUAAUCGAUUCCUCUCUUUUUUUCCACAUCUCUCAACAACUUGUUUUUCUUUCUGCGUUGUUCUAUAUGCGCAAACCUAUCUUCAAAUAUAUGUACGUAUAAAUUUUUAAAUGUCAUUUGUUCACACAGAUGUAUAUGUCUUUAUAUUUCGCUUCACCGAUCGAUUGGGCAAUAAUAAGAGCAACGGUAAUGAAAAGUAACAAAAAGUAAUGAGAAAAACGGUUAUUUCGACACAUACGUAUAAUGUUAUCGACAAACAUUGAUCGAAGAUUAAAUUCAAUCAGUAAUUAAUGAUGAUUUUUUGCAAGGCACGCACAAUAAAUAUAAUAGAAUGAGCGAAGAAAAUAAACAAAGUAAUAAUUCUCAACGAAAUAACAUAGGUACUCACAUCAUGGUUUCGAUACUUAGUAUCGGUAUCGGUUCUGUAUUGUUUGCGUAUGUAGCAUUUGCUUCAACGAUCGGUACACAACAAACUUCUAUACAACAGAUGAUAUUUGUUUUUCGACAUGGAGAUCGUAAUCCUACGGAAACUUAUCCAAACGAUCCAUAUCGAAAUUACAAAUGGCAAGGUGGUUGGGGAGCUUUAACAAAGGAUGGCAUGCUACGAAUGUAUAACAUUGGUCAAUGGAUUCGCACUGAAUACGGCUCGAUAAUUGGCAACACAUACGAUAGUACUCUAUCUCUGACGCAGAGUAGUUAUGCGGAUCGGUGUAUAAUGUCCGCGCAAGUUUUAUUAGCAAGUUUAUAUCCACCAACCAAUGAGGAAAUUUUUGUAUCAGGUUUGACCUGGCGACCUGUCCCUGUUCAUUCGACUCCUAGACAUUUGGAUAAGAUAAUUGUAGUUAAAGCACCUUGUCCAAGAUUAGAAAAAGCUUUGAAAGAAGCAUAUGUGAACGAUUCUAAACGUCCAGAAUUUCCAUCGAGCAAAUAUUUUCAAGAACUUUCUAAUUAUACCGGGCAAAAUAUUUCAACGAUUACCGAUAUUGAAUUUUUAUACAACACUUUGGAAAUUGAAGAACGCAAUGGUUUAAAAUUACCCGAAUGGACAAUCAAAUACUAUAAUCAACAAAUGCGUGAAAUUGCAGCUCGUAGUUUAGCCCUAUUUACGAGUAAUACAUUACAACAACGACUUCGUGGAGGGCCAUUGCUUAAAGAAAUUUUGGAACGUUUGAAUGCAUUUAAUAAUAAUCAAGAUACAAGACGAGCAUAUUUUUAUUCUGCUCAUGAUAUAACUCUCGUUAAUUUGUUGAGAACCAUGGGAUUCACGGAUGAAUACUUUAAACCUGAAUAUGGAUCGACGCUUAUUUUUCAAUUGCAUGCUGGAUCAAAUUUUACAGAAGACAUGGAACUGAAGUUGAUGUAUCUAAAUGAUACAAAAGCACUUAUACCACACUAUAUGAAUAUACCUAAAUGUGGUACACCUUGUCUACUAAAAAAUUUGAUGAAAUUGUGGAAAAACGUACUUCCCGAUAACUGGGAUAAUGAAUGCUUACAUUCAUAAUUCUUUUUAAGAAUUCUUUUAACUCAUAUAAGUUGGAUACUCAUUAACUUGGAAUAAAUGUGAAUGAAUGAUA